GAGUAGACUCGACAGAUUCCUGCUAUCAGAAGAUUGGCUACUAAAAUGGAAAGACAUGAAACAAUGGGGCUUGAAAAGAGACAUCUCAGACCAUUGCCCUGUUCUGUUGAAAAAUGAGGUGAAGAAUUGGGGCCCCAAACCAUUCCGCUUAUUCAAUGCUUGGCUCCAACAUCCUGAAUUCAAGCUUAAGGUUGCUGAAUUAUGGAAGACAACUCACAUUCAGGGUUGGGGUGGCUACAUCUUGAAACAAAAAUUGAAAGAAACCAAAUCCUUCUUGAAAUGCUGGAGUAAAGAGAAAUUUGGUGAGCUGGACAAGAAGAUCGAGAAUUGUAAAGAAACCAUUGCUACCUUAGAUGACAAAGGGGAAGUUUUUACACUUUCAAAUGAUGAAUUGGAGACACGGAGGCAAGGUACCAUGGAUCUUUGGAGAUUCUUGCAGGAUAAGGAGAGCAUGCUAAAACAGAAAUCCAGGUUAUACUGGAUUAAUUCUGGUGAUGCAAAUACAAGAUUUUUUCAUCAAAGCAUCAAACAAAGAUGGCGACGUAAUGAAAUUAACUGCUUGGAAAUAAAUGGUGUUCAGCUUCAGGAUGUUGAGGAAUUACAACAGGGGGUGGCAGAGCAUUUUGAGCUUAUGUUCAAAGAAGAUGAAUGGAGGAGACCACGGUUGGAUGGUAUUGAGUUUAACAGGUUAUCAACAGAGCAGAAUGCCACAUUAAUCUCACAGUUUACAGAGGAGGAAAUAAAAAAAACAAUAUGGGCUUGCAAUAGCUCAAAAGCUCCGGGUCUUGAUGGUUUCACUUUUGGCUUUUUGAAGACUAUGUGGGAGGAUGUGCGGAAGGAAAUCUGCGAUUUUGUGGUUGAUUUUCAAAGAAAUGGGAAGCUAGUAAGGGGCUCAAAUGCCUCUUUUAUUGUCCUCAUCCCAAAAAAGGAUAAUCCUAUUAGAAUUGAAGACUACCGACCGAUCUCCUUAAUCGGGUGUAUGUACAAACUCAUUUCAAAAUUACUAGCCAACAGGCUAAGUAAGGUGAUUGAGGGUUUAAUCGGGGAAAACCAGUCAGCAUUUAUAGCUGGAAGGUUGUUGGUUGAUAGUGUCAUUGUGGCAAACGAAACUAUAGACGAAAUCAAGCAGAAGAAAAAAAGAUGCUUCAUUUUUAAAGCUGAUUUUGAGAAAGCCUUUGACAAAGUCUCCUGGGAUUUUCUAGACUACAUGAUGUCUCGCAUGGGGUUUUGUGAUAUUUGGAGAAAAUGGAUAAAGGAAUGCCUCAGCUCUAGUACAGUUUCAGUUCUGGUUAACGGAAGUGCCACAAAGGAGUUCAAAGUUAGCAAAGGUCUUCGUCAAGGGGAUCCCCUAUCCCCCUUCCUUUUUCUCAUUGUUGCUGAAGGUCUAAACGGCAUUAUCAAUUCAGCUGUCUCAAAAAGCCUAUUUAAUGGAGUUCAGGUGGGGUCUAGCAACAUCACCAUUUCACAUCUACAAUUUGCCGAUGACACCAUCCUAUUUGGUGAAGCAAAUGAGCAGAACAUCAAAGCAGCCAAAAGCAUAAUGAGGACCUUCGAACUGGUUUCAGGGCUUAAGAUCAACUACAACAAAAGUACUUUGAUCGGAAUCAAUGUGGACACGGAAGAGAUAAAUCAUUUUGCAUGCUUUCUACAUUGCAAGCCUGGAAAACUCCCUCUGAUGUAUUUGGGCAUGCCAGUUGGCGCAUCUUUGAGGAGAAAGAGCACAUGGUCAACACUGGUGGCAAAAUUUGAAAGAAAACUGACUGGUUGGAAUAACAGAUUUUUAUCUAUGGGUGGUAGGAUUGUUUGCAUUAAUUCUGUGCUUUCUAGUCUUCCCGUAUUCCUAAUGUCUGCUUACUUGAUUCCUAUGGGUGUGAUUAAGAGGAUUGACUCAAUUAGGCGGGCUUUUCUAUGGGGUGGAUGGAGGGACACAAUUGGACCAGCUGGAUGAGGGAAGGCAGUAAGGGAGGGUCACGGUGGUGGCGAGACAUUGGUAGUAUAAAUCAAGUGUUAUUUG
Messenger RNA from Rubroshorea leprosula, 2014 nucleotides. Lineage: Eukaryota; Viridiplantae; Streptophyta; Magnoliopsida; Malvales; Dipterocarpaceae. The record is from the annotation of a GenBank genome assembly.